AUGUCAAGAAGAUGGAAUUUGAAAAAUAAUAACUCAUCGACGAGGCCUAUGAAUUGGCUGAUUCUUGUAAUUAGUCUUGUGUUAUUAAACGAUGUUCUCUCGUCCAACGGGAAUAUAUACGUAGAAGCACGUAGACCCGCACAAUCACAAAGGAAAAAGAAAGCAAUAGCAAAGUCAUUUGGGUUUUCUAAAAGAAGUAUAUAUUCAAGAAAUUUUCGUGCACCAGAAGAAGGUUAUCCUUUACCUUUUGAGAAUACGGAAGUACAAGAUAGUGAUGAUAGAAAUGCCAGUAGUACAGCUGUGCCACCUAAAAAAGUUGAGGAGGAAGUUAAUGUAGAAGAGAAGGAAGAACCCACUGAUGAUACAGAAGAUUUAGAAGAUGAAGUAGAGGAAGAAGUAGAAGAAGAAGAAGAAGAAGGAGUUGAAAAAGUACCAUAUGGUACAUCGUUAUUAAAAGAUAUAAGUAUUCCUUUAUAUGAAAAAGAAAGACAAAGGAAAGAAAGAAAAGAACAAUAUGAGAGAAAACGUGAAGAAAUUGAUAAGUUUAAUGAAAAAAGAGAAGAAUUAUUUGGUAAUAUAUUAUUUGGUGAGAAUGUAAGACGAGAGAAUAAACCACCAUUCAAUUUAGAAAUGAAAAAAUAUUUCGAUAAUUUAUUAAGUUAUAAUGGAAGAGAAGAAACAUUGAAACCAUUUAAUGACAUUAUUGAAGAUUAUAAUAAAAUCCAUAAUAUUCUAUAUGAGGUACGAUCAUGUCAAAGAUAUUAUUUUUAUAUUAUUUUGAAUGAAAUAUGGAAAAAUUUUAAUACCUUAGCAACAAAUUUAAAAAUGAUUUCAAAGAAAAAAACAGAUGCAUGGAAUGAUUGUGUUAAAAAUUUAUCUAAAGAUGUAGAUAGUUUACAAAAAAUGACAGAAGCUGAUUUUACGAAUUAUGUUAUUAAUAGUGGUUUUCCAUAUGAUGAAGAUACGUUUGUUAAAUAUUUGAAUAGUAAAGCAGAUGCGUGGAUAGCAGCAUUUGAAUUAAAUAAAAUAAAAUGGAUUAAAAUUCUUACAUACAAAGUGAAUGUUUGUAGAUAUUCAAAAAAAAGAGUUGAUAGAGAUUUAUAUGAAGAAAAUAUGAAAACACAUGAAUAUUAUGCUGCCUUACCUCCUGUAACAAAGUAUGAUGUUUUAAGAGGUAUUCAAAAAGAAAGCAUAUUAAAUAGACAAAAAAUAGGAAAUCAAAGAUUAGAAAAACAACUAUUAAAAAGAGAUAUGCAACAGAAGAAAUGGGAAGAAAAAAAAGAUGAAGCCCAUGAAAAAUGGGUAAAGAAUAGAAUUGAAUAUGAAAGAAUUAUGAGAGAACGCUUAAAUGAGCAUAACAGAAGGGGAGUAGGAAUGUUAAAGGAUUUAUAUGAUAGUAAUUUAGGUGAGGAAGAAGAAGAGGAAGAGGAGGAGGAGGAGGAGGAGGAAGAGGAAGAGGAGCAAGAGAAAGAGGAGGAGCAAGAGAAAGAGGAGGAGCAAGAGAAAGAGGAGGAACAAGAGAAAGAGGAGGAACAAGAGGAUAAAGAAACCGAAAUGGAAGAUGGACAUGUUGAAUUAACAAAAGAAGAAGAAGAACUGGAAGAGGAACAAGAACAAGAGGGUGAUGAUACUCCGGGGGAAAUGGGUGAUUUAAAAAAGUCAGGACAAGAAAGAGCAUUUAAAGAAAGGUUGUUCCGAGAAUGGUUAGAAAAUAGAACCGCAGACCUUGAAAAGAAGGAACAUGAAAAAUUAAAUGAGGAAAUUCAAGUUAAAGAAAAAAUUAUGAAAAGAAAACAAUUAGCUAAUAAAAUAGCAGCUAUAAAUAGUAAAGAAAGAAAAGAACGCGAGAAAGAAUUAAUAAGAGAGAUAAACAAAAAUACAACAGGAUAUAGAAAGCAUAAUAUACCACAACGAAAGAAAAAUAAAUUAAUAGUCAUACCAUAUCCAGAAGAUCCAGCAGAAAAAUUAGAAACAGUAGAUAAAUUAAAAAAAGAAAGUACAAAACUAGAUAAGUUAUAUAGAAAAAGAUUAGAUCGUGAAAGAUUAAACAGAAUGAAAGAAGCAAAUAAAAAAUUAUCUUAUUUAAAACCCAAGGAAAUAUAUUCAAAAAAAAUAAGCUAUCCCGUAACUUCACCCGUGGUAGAGGCAUAA
Molecule: messenger RNA, 2151 nt
Organism: Plasmodium malariae
Lineage: Eukaryota; Apicomplexa; Aconoidasida; Haemosporida; Plasmodiidae
Exons: 2
Coding region: 1-2151 (716 amino acids)
Source: RefSeq, a predicted model, not a curated record